CAACUAUUUACACAUUUACUCCCCUCAGCGCUGUUACAAUAUGUAUGAUGACCUUUUAACUGCAACGCCAGCGAUGUCGACGUUACGCAAACAGUUAGCGACUGACGGGAAGAGCGAGAGCGAGCGCGUUGCGUCAUCAGAUGGCGACGGGAAGCACUUCCGGAGGAAGUCAGCUGAUGGGCAUCUGUGGGGCGAGAGCUCGGAGUGCAGCACUUAUCUUAUUCCAGCAUGUCCGCGUAUCCCAGGAGCCGCAACCCGUUUGCCGACGAUGGCGACGAGGAGGAGGACGAGCCGCAGGACUGGGCCGGAGAGCGCGAGCGGAGCCCGCUGAGCGAGGCGGACCGGCGACAGCGUCAGCUGCAGCAGGAGGCGAUGCGGUCCGCGCAGUCGGCCACGGACAGCAGCAAUCGCUCCCUGCGCCUCAUCUACGAGUCGGAGAAGAUGGGCACGGACACGGCCGAGGAGCUAAUGCGCCAAGGGGAGGCCUUGAGAAGGACUGAGAGGAUGGUGGACAACAUGGAAGAGGACCUGAAGACAAGCCAGAAGCACAUAAACAGCAUCAAGAGCGUCUGGGGGGGCAUUGUCAACUACUUCAAGGGGAAGCCUGAGCCCAGGGCAGCCCCGGAAGAGCCGGUCGGGUACCAGGCCAACAGCAGAUUGCAGGCUGCACUUAAUGAGAGCAAGGAGCACGAAGACAAAUACCAACAGAGCCAUCCCAACCUGAAGAAACUGGACACAUCAGGCUUUGGGGUUUCUGGGAUUUCUCCCGAAGGACCCACAUCAAAUCAGAAUGGCUACCCGUGGAAUCAGCACCUCAGAGCCACUCACCAACAACUGGACAGCAACUUAGAUGAGAUGAGCCUGGGCCUGUCUCGGCUGAAGAACCUCGGCUUGGGCCUGCAGGUGGAGUUGGAGGACCAGGACUCCAGCAUUGACAACCUUCUCGGCAAAGUGGACAGAAUGGAUGGCAAGAUAAACGCCACAAACCAGCAGAUUAAAAGUCUUAAGUAAACCAGAGCCUGGGACCGGUGUGCAUUCUUAGAAUUGUACAUUUUUGAAGCUUCCUUUUUAAAUUAAGUCGGGCUGUUAUAGAAGAGCACAGACACAGAACUGUUUUAAAUAUAUUUCCAUGGAAUAAAAAAGAAUCAUCAGUACAGUUUCAUGUGCAAAAGCAGGCAGGGAAAUGUCAUAAACUGUGCUGUUAUUGUGCAUUGUAACACCAAAACGGAUUUGGCCGGAAUUGAAAUUUUUGAUUUUAUUUCUGUAGCGACUGAGUCAAAAGCUAUGAUGCUCUAGUAACACGGUGUGUAAUAUUUUUUUGUUUGCCUCUGUAUAAAAUGCUGGGCAGAACCACACAUGCCACGCUGUAACAGACAAGCACCCCUUGCCUUAUGCUUCUGGUUCUUUUCUCUUAUAAUACUUGAUAUAUACAGUGUACUAUCUUCCACUGUUUCAUGUAACUCCAGUCAUUCCUUGUACAUUAAUGUAAACUCAAAGUCUUGAUCUCAUAACUAAACAUAAGUGAAGUUGAACUUGUUAAUGGAAAAUACUGUGUCUGUUCAUUAAAGGCUGAAUGAGAUGAGCUAAUUGCACUUCAC
This is a messenger RNA of Scleropages formosus (Asian bonytongue), 1598 nucleotides long. RefSeq names its product synaptosome associated protein 29 (gene snap29). Gene Ontology annotation, biological process: synaptic vesicle fusion to presynaptic active zone membrane; synaptic vesicle priming; exocytosis. Gene Ontology annotation, molecular function: syntaxin binding; SNAP receptor activity. The coding region runs from base 229 to 1011 and encodes 260 amino acids. The record is from RefSeq and is a predicted model, not a curated record. NCBI's taxonomy places the organism in Eukaryota, Metazoa, Chordata, Actinopteri, Osteoglossiformes, Osteoglossidae. The transcript is spliced from 6 exons. Gene Ontology annotation, cellular component: plasma membrane; SNARE complex.